Poecilia latipinna (sailfin molly) is the source of this 7440-nucleotide messenger RNA. RefSeq names its product anoctamin 2b (gene ano2b). The record is from RefSeq and is a predicted model, not a curated record. The transcript has 25 exons. Gene Ontology annotation, molecular function: intracellularly calcium-gated chloride channel activity; protein dimerization activity. Gene Ontology annotation, biological process: chloride transmembrane transport. Gene Ontology annotation, cellular component: plasma membrane. The coding region runs from base 287 to 3331 and encodes 1014 amino acids. Lineage: Eukaryota; Metazoa; Chordata; Actinopteri; Cyprinodontiformes; Poeciliidae.
GAGAUCAGGCUCACAGCACCUGACGCAUCCCUCUUAAAGCCCAAAGCGAUGAGAGCCGGAGCGCAGGGGCCGGGGCUCCUGCUGCAGGACGGGGGACAAACCGGGCCGAGCUCCGGUGUUUAACGGGGCGGGGGGCGAUGGGGAAACCGGCGGGGGAGAUGAAUUCUGCUGCGUUUUACUGCAAAACCCGGCAACUUUCAAUCCCGGUCUGCUUCUUCUUCUUCUUGUUCCUCUUCUUCUUCUCUUCUUUCUCCCACUCUGUGUGCAUUUGAAGAAGCGCAACAGCAUGCAGGUCUCCCCGAGCGAGGACAAGAUCCCGGUUGUAGAUGCACCUUCAAGCCCUCAAGCCAGCAGCGAAGAUCUGUACUUCUGCGAUGGCCUGCGGAAAGUGGACUACGUUCUGGUUUUUCAUCACCGGCGGCACGGCUCCCUGCGAUGCACCGGCACCGCCUCGGUUUCGCAGGAUCAGCUGUCCAUCGUCUCAAACGGCAACUUCCCUCCAACGUCGGGCUCCUCCGAUGCAGCGGCCAGACAAGGAGCCGGCCUCCGCAGGGAGGAGGCAGCGAGCGUUGGGGAGGUGUUCAUGGAGCUCGGAAUGGCAAGGGGCAGCGAGCCGAUGGAGGCCGCCGACCACGAGAUGCACCUGAUCAGACAAGAGUUUGAGGCCAACCUCCUGGAGGCGGGUCUGGAAGUGGAGAGAGACAGAGAGACGAAGACCCAUGGGCCCAGCUUCACUCGGAUCCACGCGCCGUGGCCCGUGUUGUGUAGAGAGGCCGAGUUUCUCAAGAUUAAAGUUCCCACCAAGCAGAGUUACGAACUCAGAGAAGAAAGUGGUUUUGGGUCCAGUAUGAGCUCAGUGUGGAGGAAACUGAAGCAGCCCUUUGAGCCCAAAGUGCCACACCAGGACCACGGCAGCACCAAGUUCCUGUCCCACUGCUUCUCCAGGGACAAACUGCACAUGUACAACAUCACGUCUAAGGACACGUUCUUUGACAACGCCACAAGAGGCAGAAUAGUCUAUGAGAUCCUGAGGCGGACGGUGUGUGUACGAACAUGUCAAACCAUAGGCAUCAGCACGUUGAUAGCCAAGGGCGUAUAUGACGCCGCCUUCCCUCUUCAUGAUGGCGACUUUAAGGUCACUGGACACCUGGAGGAGCGCAACGACAGACAGGUUCUUUUCGAAGAGUGGGCAAGAUACUCGGCCUUCUACAAGUACCAGCCCAUUGAUCUGGUCAGGAAGUACUUUGGAGAGAAGAUCGGCCUGUAUUUUGCAUGGCUUGGUGUUUACACCCAGCUGCUCAUCCCGGCCUCCAUAGUGGGAAUCAUCGUGUUUGGAUACGGCGUGGCGACGGUGGACACUAACAUCCCCAGUUUGGAGAUGUGCGACGAGCGUCUCAACUUCACCAUGUGUCCGCUAUGCGACGGCGCCUGCGACUACUGGCACCUCAGCACGGCCUGCGGCACCGCCAGGGCUUCGCACCUCUUCGAUAACCCUGCCACCGUCUUCUUCGCCAUCUUCAUGUCUCUGUGGGCUGUGUUGUUCCUGGAGCACUGGAAACGGCGACAGAUCAGCCUGAGUUUCAGCUGGGAUCUGACGGGAAUCGAGGAGGACGAGGAACAUCCCCGGCCAAAGUAUGAGACCAUCCUCCUGGAGAAGCGACAGAGGAAGCAGCAGCAGAAGAAGAAGAAGAAAAAGAAAAAGAACGAGCCAGAGAAGCAGGAGGACGGGACAGUGACAGGGAAGGACAGAUGGAGACAAAAACUGCUGUCUGCCAUGGCUGCAGGAGUACCGACGGUCGCCGAGAAGUUGACGUGGAAAGACCGUCUCCCUGGAUACUUCAUGAACAUUUCCUCUAUCCUUUUCAUGUUUGGACUGACGUUUUCAGCGGUUUUCGGCGUAAUCAUCUACCGCAUCACGAUCUCAGCCUUGAUGGCGAUGAGUCCAGACCCCGAGACCAAGUCCAAUGUCCGGGUGACCGUGACGGCCACCGCUGUCAUCAUCAACCUCGUGGUCAUCCUGAUCCUGGAUGAAAUCUACGGCACCGUGGCACUGUGGCUGACGGAGCUAGAGAUUCCUAAAACGGAAACCAACUUCGAAGAGCGUCUCAUCCUUAAGGCCUUCCUGCUCAAGUUUAUGAAUGCAUACGCUCCCAUAUUUUACGUGGCUUUCUUCAAGGGACGGUUUGCGGGUCGACCUGGAAGUUAUGUGUACGUCUUCAAUGAUUAUCGCAUGGAGGAGUGCGCACCAGGAGGCUGCCUCAUCGAGUUGUGCGUUCAGCUCAGCAUCAUCAUGCUGGGCAAGCAGCUGAUCCAAAACAACAUCUUCGAAAUCGGGAUCCCGAAGUUGAAGAAGCUGAUCCGCACGUUGAAGGAGAAGGAGCCGACUCAGAAGGAGAAGGACGGAGAGCGACCUCCCCGGCAGUGGAACCUGGACUACGCGCUGGUUCCGUUUGAAGGCCUCACACCAGAAUACAUGGAGAUGAUUAUCCAGUUUGGUUUUGUGUCUCUGUUCGUGGCGUCGUUCCCCCUAGCCCCGCUCUUCGCCCUGCUGAACAACGUCAUUGAGAUCAGGCUGGAUGCCAGGAAGUUCGUCACAGAGUUACGCAGGCCAGUUGCUGCUCGAGCUAAAGACAUUGGCAUUUGGUACAACAUUUUGAGUGGAAUGGGCAAACUGUCAGUAAUAAUAAAUGCCUUUGUGAUCGCCUUCACGUCAGACUUCAUCCCUCGGCUCGUCUACCAGUACAUGUACAGCCAGACGGGCACCAUGCACGGAUUCAUCGACCACACGCUGUCCUUCUUCAACGUUUCCAAUUUCAAGCCUGGCACCGCGCCACACAGCUCAGACCACGGAGACAUCACUGUCUGCCGGUACAAGGACUACAGGGAACCCCCCUGGUCUUCUGAUGCGUACCAGUUCUCCAAGCAGUACUGGUCCGUCCUGUCUGCAAGACUGGCCUUUGUCAUCUUGUUUCAGAACUUGGUGAUGUUCCUCAGCCUCAUGGUUGCCUGGGUGAUCCCAGACGUCCCCAAGACCAUCGUGGAGCAGCUCAAACGGGAAAAGAAGCUCCUGGUGGAUCUGUUUCUGCAGGAGGAGAAGGAGAAAUUCCAGCUCAUCCAGAGCCUCUUCGUCAAGCCCAACAGCCAGUCGCCCACGGCGGGCCAGGCUUUCCCCGUUCUGGGCAGAUACAGCACCCUGCCCUCGGGCCCCACGGCCGGAGACGGAGGGGGGCCGAGGGCGAGGAGCAGGGCCGCCAGUUUCAGUCAGUUCAGCGACAAGAUGUCGUCGUUGCCCAGGAAAGAAAACGCAAACUCAAAGCACACAGCGGUGUGACGCGUUCCGUCCCGAUCGGGGGGAUUAAGCUUAAAUGGGGCCUGUAAGCCAACGGACUCGGCCCUUUUCCUGUGUGUUACCUGUAUCAUUUGUGUCCUGGUGUGUGUGACACGGUAGUGCGGUGGUGAUGUCAUCACAGGUCUCCUGCAGAAGUAUAAACUGGUCCUUGCUGGCCUCAGUGUGUGGAUCUUUAACGAACGGCUGUGUGAGUGUGCUGUUCCGACUCGCACGACUGUUCACCUGACAAAGUGUUGUCAUUUUUUUCCCUUUUUUUUUUUGUACAAACUAUUUAGUGAGGCACAUGAGCUUCAUAGCGUAGAGAAGCAAUAAUUACUAUAUUAGGUUGAAUAAGUGACCAGGAACCUGGAAGAACUGCAAACCGACGGAUUGCUUUGAUAGGAAACACUAACCCACCAACAGACUGACGAACAUCGUGGCUUAAACUUUAGGGCUGUCUGAUCUGUGAUUUUCCUACUUUGUUGUAUUUUUGUUUACAGAUUUUGUAGCUCUCACGACAUUCCACAUUUUCUGGACUGUUUUUAAUUCUCUUUGUAAAUUAGAAAUAACUUUAAAAGCGGUUUACCCAACCAAUUGUGACCGGUGAAGACGUCUGCUGGUUGGUUCUUUUUGACCCGCUCUAAGUACUGAUGGACAGGGAAAAUGCCAAUAUGGCACACUGUGGUGCCGUUCACCUCCUUCCAAGCUGUAGAAUCAGAACUCCAUGAUCUGUGAAGCUGAGAAUCUCUUCUGAGCCAUAAGGAACUUUUGCUGCACUCACCAUGACAAUAAUCCAUGGGGAUGGCCACCUGUGAAUGAGACAGAGCUGAACUACACUCACUGUGUUUAUGCUAAAUUAAAGAAAAACUACAUCCACAUUCCUUUGUAAUGAAACAGUGGCGUUCUCCUGGGAUCAGGGUUCGGACCGAUGACCUUUAUGUUGCGUUGGUGAACUUCAAAGUCCUCAACUCUUCAGAGACGCUUCACAGGUUCUUCCAAGAAUUCGCACCCCUCGAGUUUUUUCACAUUUUGUCACAUCGCAUCAACAAAUUUGAAUGUUUCUCAGGAUCUUAUGUGAUAGAACAACACAAGGUAGUUCAUAAUCGUGAAGUGGAAGAAAGAAAACACAUUGUUGUGUUUCCUUGGAGCAAGAAGACGUUUUUCUGCACUGAGUUUGCAUGCUCUCGCAGUUCAAGCAUAGACUCUCUCCGGGUAUUUCUACUUCCUCGCACAGUCCAGAAACAUAACUCUUCAGUUAAAUGGUUUAUCUAAAUUGUCCUUAGGUAUGAGUGUGUGCGUCCAUGGUUCCCUUUUCUGUGCUGAGAUGUACUGGGAACUCGCCUAAGGGUAUUCUGGUAAAAGCCAGACCCUUGUUCUGGACUUCGCUUUGUCCAGAGAGUCUGGGCUCUCGGCUGUUGAGAAACAUUCGCUUGCUGGAGGAGUGGAUUUUUAAACAACUGGAUCUCAUUUUACCCCGUUGCUAUCAUUUGGCUGUGACAUAUGUAAUGCUCUAGCUUGCUCAAGCUUACCGCAAAUUGUGUGCGCUGUAAGCCACUCCAUGGGGAGUAAUGCCAAGACAUCUUUGCCAGCAAUAAAAUGUCUUAAACAUUCGUCUCGCUCCAACUUUAAUUGCUCGAUGCGUCGUUCACUUCCUCCGCUGCCACUUCCUCAUUUGGCCCGAGUGAAAUUCACCUGUAGAAAUCUAGCUCAAUCGGAGAAACACUGAAGGGAGAUGAGAAUUGAGUGGAAUUGCUUUGGAAAGCAGUGACCAGGCUAUUCUAAGGGGUACUCCAUCUUCCUCCCACUGACCGCUGAAGAUAACCGCCCUCAUGAUCCUGCUAGGACAAGACAAUAGAAGAAUGCUGUCCCCAACAAACUAUCCAAACAACCAUCCAUCUGCAAGACAUCUAGAGUGAUUCUUUUAAAUAUAUACUUAAAUAUUAUAAUAUUUCUUUCACUUCAUAAAUGUGCUUACUCUGUGUUGGUCUAUCAUAUAAAACCACAUUAAAGCACUCUGAAGGUGGUGGUUAUAACAUGUCAAGUGUAGAAAAGCAUGAGACAUUUAAAGACUAGCAAGGCCCUGUACAUCUGAUGCUUUUAGUAAGAGUUCUCUAGCAAACCACAAACUGUAAUUUUUACAGCAGCGGUUUUGAGAAAAAUAACACGACACAAUAUAGUUGUUGUAUGUUAAAGUGGAACUGAAAUCUAAGCUGUAGUUUUGCUGUAAGCACUAGAGCUAUUGUGAAGGAAAAGCCUUUCAGAACAGCAGCGACGCUCCUCAGCCUUCAGUUCAUGAGGCUUUCUGGAGCCACUGCAAGAGUGUUUUUAUUGCUAAGCUUUAUGAUUAGGUAUUCUACAAGCUGCAACAAAGUAGACGUUAUCUUAAAAAAAUUUAUUAAGUUUUGUAAAGUCUGUGAAACAUUCUGCUGUACUCAGUAUUCGAGAGAAACCUUCUGUGCUGUUUGUCCAUGGAAUAAUGUUAUGUUGAAGUAGGCUUGUUUUAUGACCAGGUGAUUAGAUCUAUAACCAAUAUUUAAACAAAGCUGAACUUUCCACUACUACUGUUAUCUAGAAGAAUCAUUAGUAUGGAGAAUAUGCUCAUUGACAAACAAGCUUGAUGAAGGUCCGGAAAUACAUUGAAAUGGGUCCUGUUGAGGAGUAUUACAAUACCUAGGAUCUUGGACCAAAUGGAUGAGACAGCUUACUGUACGGGUACAGCAACGGCCUAAUGGGCUCGACACAGGGUUAGCGACGAAUCGCACAUAACGCGACAGUUUCCCAUCAUUUGGGUGAACCCAACACACAGGACACGAUAGCAACAUCAGCAGCGCUUCAAAGUUGAACAUUUUCCCAACUUCCUUGUGUCGCGAUGCUAGUCCGCAUUUGCUUGUCUACGUGUAUGAGCUUGAAAUUUCACAUGCAUGAAUUUCGUUGGUCGCUUGGCUGCAGCAGAGCAAGUGGUUGACGCCUUAUCGCGCAGGUUCCUUAGCAAAUGAAUAGAGGAAACAACAUUGCCUCUCAUGCGUCAAGCCCAUCAUGUCUGGGUUCACCACCCCUUUUGGCCUUGAUACAGCUCAUAUAUUUGGUGCAACACAAGUCAUGCAAUUAAUUUCAUGUGAGGAGAAUAGCAAAAGCAAAAGCAUAGUCUGCAUUGCUCACACCGCAUCCCCGAGUUUGUGGGAGACUUUCAUCUCUCUUGGAAAAUUGUUUACCAAAUUCUGUCCAUCUCAGACCUCAGACCAGUCCUUCCAAGUGCUCAAGAUUUUUGUCAGUGAGAGUUAAGAUGUCCCCAACCGAUGUGACACAUCAGAAUGUAAGUUUAAGGGCAUUCAUUUCUGUUGUUCAAAUCACAAGGUAACCAAUAAACCAAACCUUUGUUCUAUUAGAAAAAAAACAAAAAAAAACAACAGAUGGGGUUUCUAAAGAAUAAAAGGUCUCAAAUAUUAUCACCUUACAAAAAAAAUGGCCUAAGUCAUUUCUUGAUAAAAGUGACUAUUUUUGGUCAAACCCUUUAGUCCAUUGGAUGAUGCUGGUUCUGUGUCAACGUUGACUUUCUAAACAAGGACUGGCUUCCAUUCCAUUUAGUUUAUGGUUGUUAAAAGAUUACUUCAACAUACAUAUACUUGUAAAAUUAGACUUCAUGUCACCAUUCACAAUGACUCAAACCAACAUGGGGACGUCUCAAACACCAAGCCACAGCUUGUUUCAUUGGGGUUCAAAGUGAAGCUGAAGACAAAGAAGAGAGACAUUUUUACCACCAAAGUGUACCAGCUCCAAAUGUCCUCACCUGUGUUUAAAAGGCAGGUAAGGGCAAAUGAAAGAAUGGAAAAGUAGUUGGAGUGUGGAUGGUAGUGAUUGGGGGCCGUCCUUAACUCCACAAACUGCCGAAAUGCUGUAAAACCUUCGAUUCUGUUUCUCGCGCCUUGGUAACUGUUCCUUAUUUCCAACUGAAGACAACAUGACAGGACUCAGUCACAGACUGUUAUCUUUACAUGUAUUGAAAUCUCACUUUAGGAAAUUGUGAUAAAAGGUAUAUUUGCUAUAUAAGUUUCUGUUGUUGAUCUUUACCUAAGCUGGUGUACAAAUUCCUAAAUACAGAUUUGUUAAAUGGA